AAGAUUCACAGACAGUUGGAAAACACCGGUAAACGAAGAUGUUCAAGUCCAGUAUACGCAGACUCGAGAGCGGGGCUCUUCCAUUUAAAACUUUCCAAAGAAACAUUGCCAUGAAGGGGGACGUUCAUUUAUCAUCAAGAAGGGUCAUGAAGAAGAUUGAAAUGGGUAAAUCAAGGCCAACCAUAUUUCACCAAUUUGAGACUUUGGUUGAACUAAGUGAUGGUUCUGUUAUUAAAAGAAGAUCACAAGCACCUAAGGAUGAAAUCAGAAUGAUCAGUGAUCAAAGAAAUAAUGUUUUGUGGAAUCCUAAUAGAUCUGAUAUAGUUAAUAUUGAUCCAAAUACUACUGGUAGAGUUAAUAAAUUUAAACAAAGAUUCUCUGCUUUUGAAACUAAGGAAGACAAACCGGAUGCCAAAGCAGAAGCAGCUUCUCCUACUAAUAAAUACGAAAACGAUGAUUUCAUUGAAUUAAUGGGCCAUGACGUUAAAGAAGCCCCUAAGGGUCAACUUGAACAGAAAAAUCGUGGUGGUAAGAAGAAGUAGUUGAUAAUAUUUCAAACUCUUGUACAUAAUGAUUCUCCUUCCUGUAAAUUAC
This is a messenger RNA of Hyphopichia burtonii NRRL Y-1933, 594 nucleotides long. It is a transcript of the gene MRPL36, whose product is annotated as mitochondrial 54S ribosomal protein bL31m. The transcript has a single exon. Bases 39 to 542 code for a protein of 167 amino acids. Gene Ontology annotation, molecular function: structural constituent of ribosome. Gene Ontology annotation, biological process: mitochondrial translation. The record is from RefSeq and is a predicted model, not a curated record. NCBI's taxonomy places the organism in Eukaryota, Fungi, Ascomycota, Pichiomycetes, Serinales, Debaryomycetaceae. Gene Ontology annotation, cellular component: mitochondrial large ribosomal subunit.